Molecule: messenger RNA, 234 nt
Organism: Cyanidioschyzon merolae strain 10D
Lineage: Eukaryota; Rhodophyta; Bangiophyceae; Cyanidiales; Cyanidiaceae
Product: similar to glutenin low molecular weight chain precursor
Exons: 1
Coding region: 1-234 (77 amino acids)
Source: RefSeq, a predicted model, not a curated record
AUGAGUAGAGAUCAGCAAUCAGCAACGAGUAGAGAUCAGCAAUCAGCAACGAGUAGAGAUCAGCAAUCAGCAAUGAGUAGAGAUCAGCAAUCAGCAAUGAGUAGAGAUCAGCAAUCAGCAAUGAGUAGAGAUCAGCAAUCACCAACGAGUAGAGAUCAGCAAUCAGCAACGAGUAGAGAUCAGCAAUCACCAACGAGUAGAGAUCAGCAAUCAGCAACGAGUAGAGAUCUGUAG